Messenger RNA from Vitis riparia (riverbank grape), 1320 nucleotides. RefSeq lists its product as uncharacterized. The record is from RefSeq and is a predicted model, not a curated record. The transcript has 9 exons. Gene Ontology annotation, cellular component: membrane. Lineage: Eukaryota; Viridiplantae; Streptophyta; Magnoliopsida; Vitales; Vitaceae. Gene Ontology annotation, molecular function: hydrolase activity, acting on carbon-nitrogen (but not peptide) bonds, in linear amides. Gene Ontology annotation, biological process: ceramide metabolic process. The coding region runs from base 271 to 1131 and encodes 286 amino acids.
GCCCACCGGGGUUUUAUAUUGCAGUCAUCCGAUUCCAGACUCAAAACUCAAAUCCUGAUCGGCCACGCUGCUGACUCACUUCUUCGUCAUCUUCGCCUGUCUUCUCCGCCGCUCUUCUCCGCUUUCCGCCCCCACCUCCGCCUCGGAUCAGAGUGGAUUGGACAACAAAAAUUGGAGCAUGGAGGAGCAAACUCUUUUUGACUGAUUCAUAUCACACUGGUCCAUUUGUAAUUUUGUUGGCUUCAGCAUUGACAAUAUUGUGAAGAGGAGAUGAGAAGGCGAACCAUCUAUGUCUGGGGCUUGGCGAUCUUGUGCUUUGUUGUUCUUAUGAUUGUCACUCCAGCCAUUCCUCAGUCUGAAGCCUAUCAUGAUUUCGCUGACCAACGUGAAUUUUUCGGCAUACCAAAUACACUAAAUGUGAUUUCAAAUUUUCCAUUUCUUAUUGUUGGUCUCAUCGGGCUUGUACUUUGCUAUCAUGGGAACUAUUUUAAGUUAAGCUUGCAAGGUGAGCUUUGGGGCUGGACAUUUUUUUUCAUUGGUGUGGCUGCUGUUGGAAUUGGAUCUUCUUACUAUCAUCUCAAACCAAAUGAUGCACGUCUUGUGUGGGAUCGCUUGCCGAUGACCAUCGCAUUCACAUCAAUUAUUGCAAUCUUUAUCAUUGAAAGAAUUGAUGAGAGAAAGGGAACAUUGUCCAUUGUACCCCUACUUUUGGUGGGUGUAAUUAGCAUUUUGUAUUGGAGGUUUUUUGAUGACCUUCGCCCAUAUGCACUGGUCCAGUUUCUUCCUUGCAUUGCCAUUCCGUUAAUGGCAAUAUUGCUGCCUCCAAUGUACACGCAUUCCACAUUUUGGCUUUGGGCUGCAGGAUUUUACCUUUUGGCCAAGGUGGAAGAAGCAGAGGAUAAACCAAUUUACAAAUGGACUCAUCAUAUUGUUAGUGGGCACACACUUAAGCACUUGUGUGCUGCAAUGGUUCCUGUUUUCUUGACGCUCAUGUUGGCAAAGAGGAGUAUUGAGACUGAGAGGCAAAGUUUGCUGAAGACAUGGAAGAUUUCCUGGACCAAGGUCAAAGAAGACGAAGUAAGGGUAGAGACUUGUACAUACUCAACUGUUCCAAUCGAGGAAUCACCAUAAUGUUCAAAGCUCUGUAUACUUUUGUGCUUGGACCUUGAUACAACAAACCCUACUAACCAAUAUUCUGAAAAACAUUGUGUCAAUGUCAACAUAGAUAAAAUCUCUACAUCUGCUGAGGCAAUGUGUACAAACUGGGUCACUUUCAGUUAUACAUGUAUAUAGUAACUUUCCAUAUGGAAGCUUGCUUGG